GCUCAGUGCGAAAGUCGCUGAGGUCCGGACGCUAUGUAGGAGCAGGCAGCGCUCGGCCGCACCCCCACCUCUCUGCCUGCGAGCUCCGCCGCGCCCCCUUGCCCCGGACACGCCGCCUCCCCGGCCCCACCGGACGCCACCAUGAAGAAGCAAUUCAACCGCAUGAAGCAGCUGGCCAACCAGACCGUGGGCAGAGCUGAGAAAACAGAAGUCCUUAAUGAAGAUCUCCUACAGAUUGAGAGACGGCUGGACACAGUGCGAUCAGUAUGCCAUCAUUCCCACAAGCGCCUCCUGGCGUGUUUCCAAGGCCAGUUUGGCACAGAUGUGGAUAAGCGACAUAAAAAACUCCCUUUGACUGCCCUUGCUCAGAAUAUGCAGGAAGCAUCUACCCAGCUUGAAGAGUCCCUUCUGGGGAAAAUGCUGGAAUCUUGUGGAGAGGCCCAGAAUCUCUUGGCCCAAGAACUCUCUCAACAUGAAGUUUUUGUUGAAAAAGAGAUCAUGGAACCCCUGAGUAAUAUUGCAGAGGUGGAUAUCCCAAACAUUCAGAAACAAAGGAAACAGCUUUCUAAAUUGGUAUUAGACUGGGAUUCUGUCCGAGCUAGGUGGAACCAGGCUCACAAGUCUUCAGGAACUAACUUUCAGGGGCUUCCAUCGAAGAUAGACUCUUUAAAAGAGGAGAUGGAUGAGGCUGGGAAUAAAGUGGAACAAUGCAAGGAUCAGCUGGCUGCGGACAUGUAUAACUUUGUGGCCAAAGAAGGGGAGUACGCCAGAUACUUUGUUACGUUAUUAGAAGCCCAAGCAGAUUACCAUAGGAAAGCCUUAGCUGUCUUAGAAAAGGCCCUCCCUGAAAUCCAGGCCCAUCAAGAUAAAUGGUCAGAAAAGCCUGCCUUUGGAACACCAUUAGAAGAGCACCUGAAGCGGAGUGCGCGGGACAUCGCCCUGCCCAUUGAAGCCUGUGUGAUGCUGCUCCUGGAGACCGGCAUGAAGGAGGAGGGCCUUUUCAGAAUUGGGGCUGGAGCAUCCAAGUUAAAGAAGCUAAAAGCUGCCUUAGACUGCUCCACGUCUCAACUGGAUGAGUUUUAUUCAGAUCCACAUGCUGUCGCAGGUGCCUUGAAGUCCUAUCUACGGGAGCUGCCUGAACCUUUAAUGACUUUUAAUCUUUAUGAAGAAUGGACAAAAGUGGCUAGUGUGCAGGACCCGGACAAAAAACUUCAAGAUUUGUGGAGCAUAUGCCAGAAACUGCCAAAGCCAAAUCUUGCCAAUUUCAGGUAUCUAAUCAAGUUCCUAGCAAAGCUUGCACAGACCAGUGAUGUUAACAAGAUGACGCCGAGCAACAUCGCGAUAGUGUUAGGCCCUAACUUGCUCUGGGCCAAAACCGAAGGAUCUCUUGCGGACAUGGCGGCAGCAACGUCCGUUCACGUGGUCGCAGUAAUUGAGCCAAUAAUUCAGCAUGCCGACUGGUUCUUUCCCGAAGAGGUGGACUUUAAUGUGUCGGGAGCAUUUGUAGGUCCAGCCUUGAAUUCAAAUCACUUACCCCACGCUGGGAAUGACUAUGACACAGGCACGCUGGAGAGGAAGAGGCCGGUCAGCAUGGCAGUGAUGGAGGGAGACCUGCUCAAGAAGGAGGGCUUUGGUGUGAAACUUAUGGACUUCCAGGCCAGUCGGCGACAUGGCACACUCAAUAGAAAGCACACAUCCCCCGCUUUCCACCCGCCACUCCCGCCCACGGAGGGCAGCACCUUGGCUCCCCCAGGCUCAGAGUCACCCUCCCACAACUCUGGGGCUGAAAACAGUGGAGGUGGUGUGGCUUUCCCCCCCUCUGCUGGCUUACCUGAGCCAGGGUCCAGUCAAGGGAAUGAUGACAGCAGUUCCCCUAAACCCAAGGAGUCGGUGACUACGACGACUGCGGCACCUGUGAGAAAUGGGAGUCACAUAACCACGGGGCAGAACCAGGCCCAGCCAGCCAGCAGCUGUAAUCAGCUCUCAGUCGGUCCGGCUCAAAAUUCAGCUGGCCCUAGCCCUCACACCCUGCGCCGAGCUGUUAAGAAACCUGCUCCAGCACCUCCCAAACCAGGAAACCCACCCCCUGGGCAGCCUGGGAAUCAGGGUUCCUCAGGAGCAUCCCAGCAGCCUCCUUCCAUCUCACCAAAGCCAACCACUCGAAGUCCUUCUCCUCCAAAUCACCAUACAAACCAAGCACCAGGCCAGACCUCCGCUGCCCCCCAACUCUCCACGCCCAGGAGGUACUCGAGCAGCCUCUCUCCAAUACAGGCUCCAAACCAUCCACCUCCACAGCCCCCUACUCAGGCUACUCCUCCACCUCAGACCAAGCUAAAUAGUCAGGUGCCACCCCAGCCAGUGGUACCACUCAGUGAGCAUGGACUGGAGCAGCCGGCUCACAGCCCGCCCCCAACACCAACCCCUCCUGGGACGCCGCCUUUGGGAAAACAGGGUCCUGCUCUUCAGACAUCUCAAGCCCAAGCAGCGAGUAACCCGGAGAUUCCUCAAGCCCAGCAUUCACCACCUCACACUGGUACCUUACCAAGACCAAGACCAGUACCAAAGCCAAGGAACCGCCCUAGUGUCCCCCCUCCUCCCCACCCCCCUGGAGCUCAUUCAGCGGGGGAUAGUGGCCUUGUCAACCCAACUCAGACAUCUUCCAAAAUAGUCACUGACUCCAAUUCUAAUGUUCCAGAACAGCUUCGCACCCUCUUUCCUGAAAUCCACAUGGAGCCAGUGAGCAAGGACCUGGCCAGCCGCCUAUUGUUGGACAUUGAGAAUGAUUCAGAGAGCACCGCUUUGUGAAGAAAGCCCCUCGAGUGCUCUGACUCCUUUCCUUCCAUUUGAGUGGAGCAAGGGAAAAUGAACUGCCUCCCUUCCAUGCAGACCAAACAGUGAAAAGCUUUUGGUGGAGAUAACGGCCCUGCUAUGCAGGGUCUUUCCUGCUGCGUAGCAAGAAGAGACAAUGGGGCUUUCACUCAAAGCUAAAUGAUCUGGGUCUUGAAAAAGUUGCAUUUUCUUUAGUGGGAAGGGAAAAAAAAACCACCAAAAACCAGGGCCGAAAGAAUCUCGCUGCGGAAACUUAUGUAGGAAGCUUUAUUUGCUGCUGUUAAUACAGCUGUUCCAAAUGAGUAAGAAGCGAUGCAUUAACUAUUUAAUAAAAUACACUAAUUAUGCAAGCCUC
Trichosurus vulpecula (common brushtail) is the source of this 3184-nucleotide messenger RNA. It is a transcript of the gene ARHGAP17, whose product is annotated as Rho GTPase activating protein 17. The record is from RefSeq and is a predicted model, not a curated record. Gene Ontology annotation, molecular function: protein binding; GTPase activator activity. Gene Ontology annotation, biological process: signal transduction; positive regulation of GTPase activity; regulation of Rac protein signal transduction. The coding region runs from base 142 to 2805 and encodes 887 amino acids. Gene Ontology annotation, cellular component: cytoplasm; cytosol; intracellular anatomical structure. The transcript has 20 exons. Lineage: Eukaryota; Metazoa; Chordata; Mammalia; Diprotodontia; Phalangeridae.